This is a messenger RNA of Portunus trituberculatus (swimming crab), 3709 nucleotides long. RefSeq names its product CUE domain-containing protein 2-A-like. Gene Ontology annotation, molecular function: ubiquitin binding. Bases 175 to 1068 code for a protein of 297 amino acids. The transcript has 7 exons. The record is from RefSeq and is a predicted model, not a curated record. NCBI's taxonomy places the organism in Eukaryota, Metazoa, Arthropoda, Malacostraca, Decapoda, Portunidae.
UAUUUUAAGGGCGGAAUUUGGGAUAUUAGAACGUGUUAGCGGGGAGGGGAGGCAUAGAUACAGGCGUCUAUACCACAAAACAGCGGCCACUCUAUCGAGCUGGAGGUGAUCUGAGGUCCACUACCGCUCUCUACCCCCCCUUCAUUAUUUACUUGAGCAGCUGUUGGUGUGACCAUGAGUGCUGACAGUGAGGUGGUGCGUGUGUCCCUGGAGCAGCUUCUUCACCACCAUGCCCCUGCAGCAGACCUCAGCAGCAUAGAUGAGAUAGUGGUGAGCUAUGUGAGUGGGGUGCUGGAGGAGGUGGCCCAGGACCAGGAGGAGGUGGAUGCAGCAAGUAUGAAAGAUGUGAUGGCAGCUUAUGUACCUGAGUUUGAGACGCUCUCUGAGGAAGCAGUCACAGCCUGGGUGGUGGGGAUGGUCCACUCAAUUAACCAGCAGAAGGACAAAGCCAAAGCAGUGAAUGAUCUGACCUUGGACAAUUUGAUAUCAACGUUCCCUGUGCAGACUCGCAAGCACCAGAACUCUCAGUCCCUCAGUGAGACAAGUGAAAGAACACAGAAGUUGUCAGAGACCUCCAGUGGCUCAGAAGAACACAAUAGCACCAGUGGAGAGGAACAAGAUGAAUAUUCUGAGGGCCUGGCAACCUUACUGGAGAUGUUUCCUGGAACCUGUAAUCUUGAGGUGCAGCAUUGCCUGGCCAGCUGUGGGGGCAACUUGGAGCAUGCCACCAGCCUCAUCCUUCAGCGACAGGAGCAGGGUUUGGCCAUCAAAGCCUCACACGCAGCAAAGUUGGUGCCUGGAGCAAAAGGAAACAAGAACCAGAUAGAUGAUAAGGAAGUGAGAUCAUCUAUCCUGAAUCGCUAUGGCUUUGUUGAUCACGAUGAAGAUGUCAGGGAGCACAGGCCUGUUGCUCCUAAAUGGGAGGGCAAGAAGAUGGUGCGUUACCGAGACAACAAAGUGGUGAGCAUUAAGGGUGAGCGAUACACAGAGAUCAAGAAGGAGGAGGCCACAGAGAUGAAGAAGACCCAUGUGCACCUCAAACCAGGCAAGCAGUACCGGUUCCACUGAUCCACAAGGAACAAACCUUACUUGGUCACCGCUGCCCCGCUUCACAGUGUCGGGGGCAUGGCGUGCUGCCCGGGCCGGGGCGGUAAGGUUUGUCUCUGUCAAGGCUAUUGGAGUUGUUCUUGUCACAAAUAUGGGAUGCGAGAGGCGAGGGAGCACCACCUGCAGAAUCCAAGGAGAUCCAUGGCAACCUGGUCCCACGCUGUGUGUUUUGCGAUGAGGAUUCUCAUCACUUUUCAGUGUUGUUUGUUAGUGUCAGCUAGUGACUGUAUUGAUGUCUGUAACUUUCUUGUUUUUUUAAUGCUUACUAGAUACCAAAGAAUUAGGAGACCAUUUAUUAUAACAUUAUAUUAUAAGAACAACAGAGUGAGAAAGAAAAUAGAUCUCAAAUUACCAACACUAAUAUUAAGUUCAUUGGUAGGAUCACAACCACUGGAUUUAGAAAAUUUUUAUACUGGUUUUGCAAAAACCUUAAAUGAUUAUGCUCGCAUUAGGCUUGAAUCUUUGUGGUGCGCCAUUGCGACGAACAGAAGGUUAGUACGCAAAGGCCGUUCGAGUUUUGAAAUGUUCAUUAUGAAGCAUUUACGUGAAUGCUAUUUACAUUGUAAAGGUUUUGUAUUGUAAUAAUGCAUAAACACCUGAACUGUGCUAGGGUUGGUUAGGCAGCUGGGAGACCCGAGGGAUUGUUAAUACUGACACUUCAGGGGGCGUCAAAUUUGUAAUGGUCAGAUGUGUGUAUGAUAUAUGCAAUAUCAGCAUGUUUUAGGAAAUUGCAAUAAACAUUUCCUGCUAACUUUUUUUUUCAGGAGUAACUCAUAAUUUCCCUCAUGUCACCUUCAGCAGAGGUAAUCGACAUCAGUGUGGGAAAUCCUUAUGCGCCUAUAUGGAACUUCUUUGUCCUAUUCAGUUGAAUCUCAUAAAUGAAUUUUAUGAUGUUAUGAUUUAGUUUGCAUUCUUUUCUUGUGAACUACAGCUUGCAGCUAAUACUUUGUUAUAGUUUUAUUUUGUAUAUUUAUUUAUUUCUUUAAGUUAUUUUCAAUUUUUGCAUUAUUGCAAUUUGAAUCAUUGAUGAGUAAUUUAGAUUGCAUUGCACUUAAUUUCUGGUUGUAGAAUUAAGCAGCAUUUUACUUCUCUAAUACCAAAUGAUUACAUGACAUGUUGCAAUAUAUGUAUAGUAUACUCUAAUAUUUUAUAACAUUUUUCUGACUCAGGCUUGACUAAGUUAGAGUUACAUUGAGAUGGUUGUGUUCUAAUACUCUUAUUGAAGUGAGGCAGUUCACAUUUUGCAGCUGACUUCACAAUCUUGUUACCAUAAGGAUGUUAAUGUUGAUGAACUUGUGCACAAAUAUUUUAGAUGCAUUAUCAUUUAAAAAAAAAACAUGAUUAUGUAUGUAUGCAUAAAUAUGUUUAUGAAUUGUUUUCAAGAUGCAGCUGCUGCUAACCAAGAACAAAAUUUUCUUAACAUUCCACUGGCUGUUGAACAAGAGUAUUAGUGUGAAGUUUGGCUUCAUGUUAGUUAGUCUAGGAUUACUCAGUAUUAAAAGAGAAAAUAACAGAUCUGUGUAAUUGUGGCUGGCAGUGACUCUUCCCUGCCAUUGCUGCGGCCACCACUAUCACUCUGGAUGUUGUAACUGCAGGUUUUGUUGUCUUAGCACUUGAUGGAACAAAGAAAAUGUUUUAGGCAUAAUUUUACCUGCUAUUUCUUUACAUAGCAUAAGGCUGAAGCAGUUUUUAGCCAUGGAAGCAAAUAGUUUAGAUGUUCAGCUGUGUGAUCUUAUUAGAUAGUUGUUUUAUUCCUUAAAUACUUUAACUAUUUUCUCGAGUCUACCAUUUCUCUAUCUCACAUGCUUUCUUUUAUGUAUGUAGUUUAUCAUUUUGUGUAAAGCUUAUUGGAUGCUUUAAGAUCUUAGAUGAGUUACACUUUUCAAAGAAGUGCAGCUGCUGCUUACCAUUGAUGAAUUAUGUCUUUGGCAUAAUCUUCAUGUUGAGUGGAUAGAAGUAAGUAAAAUAUGUUAAGUAAGUGCUAAGCAGCAAAAUGUAUAAUUGUUCCCUCUCAUUGUUGUUAGAUGUGAAGAAGGAACUCGCUUUUACAUGCUGUGAGAGGCCCUGUGGACUUCCCAGGACCUAUUGCUAUUUGAUAAGUUAACCUGAGUGACCAGAGACAAGUUGUUGAGCAUUCAUAUUUUUGCCUAAAACCGGUAAUGUUUAAUGUAUUAGGUGUAUCUAGUCCACUGCAAAUAGAGAAAUGGCAUGUGCAGAUCAUCCUGCUGUAUUGAAACAGUACAGUGUGAAUUCUGCAGCAAAUGUUCAUAGAACUUUGGUAUAACCAGUGAAGACUACAGGCUUGGUAUUUGUUUUGUAAUUUUGAAGUGAAAUUUAGCUUUAGCAUAUAUGCAGGCAGAAAAUUGCUUUGAUCUGUUUUAUGUUGAAUUUUAUAACUAAAAAUCACAGCUAGAGUAAUAGUGGUUGGAUCUUGAGCCACGACAUGUGCCAUAGGUUGCCAAAUUUUCACCAUUUGCCAAAAAAAUGUAAAUGUUGAAAACAUUGUUUACACUUUCAACUACUUAAACUUUAUAAGGAUUAAGUUCUUCAAAAAGCAUGACAUUUAGUUGUGAGGCAUACAGAUAUUAAAAAUAGCAAUUUC